Messenger RNA from Humulus lupulus (European hop), 2001 nucleotides. Its product is annotated as G-box-binding factor 3-like. The record is from RefSeq and is a predicted model, not a curated record. Bases 839 to 1663 code for a protein of 274 amino acids. The transcript has 7 exons. Gene Ontology annotation, molecular function: DNA-binding transcription factor activity; sequence-specific DNA binding. NCBI's taxonomy places the organism in Eukaryota, Viridiplantae, Streptophyta, Magnoliopsida, Rosales, Cannabaceae. Gene Ontology annotation, biological process: regulation of DNA-templated transcription. Gene Ontology annotation, cellular component: nucleus.
AGGGUGCAGAAUAGAAAUUAAUUUUAUUUUUGUUAUGUUUUUUUUGUUUGAUUUUUCCAUUAAUAUGCUGUAUUUUCUUAAAACUGACUGAGGUAUUAGAAAUUUAGACCAUAGACAUAUUGAAAUGAACUGAAACUUGAAGUACUGUCGAAAUCAAGGGUUCUUUCUGAUAAAAUUUAGGACUUUUUCAUUGGAUGCCUAAACAAUCAGCAGUGCUAGGGUGAAGACUGUUUUCCAUGAAUUUUUAGGAAAAAAACAAUGGUUGGUAUGCAUUUAUAAAGUAGAAAUGAGGCGAUUUUUCCUUUUGUAUGUAUACAUGCAAUGAUUUAUUCUCCAAAAAGGCCAACUUUGACGGUUGUCGUGUAGCGAGUUACAGAAGGGUCUAAGGUCGAUUUUUUCUAGGCUCAAAAAAGUCCUGCUAAGUGCUCAAGAUAAUGUUAAGACUUGAGAUCAAGCAAUGUUCAACCACUAACCUCCAUUAGUAUAGGGUUAAGCUCCGAGUGGAGAUGAGUUUACUCAAAUGGAUAUUUAGCGCCAUUUGAAGGUUAGUGAAAGAUUUGGUACUCUUGCGUGAACCUAAAAUCGCCUUUGAAAUGGAAAGCUUGUAACUUGAUGUAAAAGUUUGACACCCUUGUCCGUUCAUAAUAUAUAAUUACGAUUUCUAAUGAAAUAUUAGCCUAAGUUUUGUUUGGAUUUUGGAUUCGUGGUGGUUUUAGCCAACUUAUUGUUAGGAAAAACAAUAGUGUGUAGCUUUAAGAAGAAAUUCACGUUUGCCGUAGUGACAGUGAACUGCUGGUGAAGUUUUCAUGUACUAAAGAACUUUGAUUUAUUAGAGCAAAUGGAGCAAGGCCUAACAAAAAAGUUAAAAGGGUCAGAUGGGCUUCCAGUGCCAGUUGGACAUGAUGAUCCCAAAAGUGAUGCUGGAGGGACAGUCCAUAAAGUAUUACCAAGACUUGAACGUGAAAUGGAUGGCCCGACAGCCGGAAGUUAUGGAAACGCUGAUGCUGACAAAACUCAAGGGAAUAUUGAGGUUGAGAGCAAGCAAACCAGUGAUAUUGAUCUGAAAGUCCAUACUCAGGUCAAUUCUUCAACCGAUUGGGAGGCAAACGAGACUUCUUCCAAUGUUUCUGACAAUACGGUGCCUCAUAUGAAUUUUAUUGGUUAUGGUGGAUCCUCAUGCGAGAAAGCAGGAAAUAUGUCGGACUGUGUUGCUUCUGUGGGGGCAGGGACGUAUUCUAAUGGCAUGACUAUGGAUGAAAGGCUUUUGAAACGUGAGAGAAGGAAACAGGCCAAUAGAGAAUCUGCAAGGAGGUCUAGGUUGAGGAAGCAGGCCGAGUACGACGAGCUAGUGAGAAGGUGGGACUCCUUGAAUAUGGAGAAUAGCGCCCUUAAAUCUGAAUUACGACAACUGCAAGACGAUUCAGAAAAAUUGAGGCUCGAAAAUGCUGCACUAAUGGUGAAGCUGGGAUGCACAGCGGUGGAUCAUCAAGGAGACACAGUUUCAGAUAAGGCUGAAUCUGAUUCAGCACUACUGAAUAGUACUGAGAAAGUACUCGAAAUCUCUAGUGGUUCUAGUAGGAAUGAGAACCCAGAUAAUCCUGAAACCAACCUUCAUCAGCUGUUAAAAUCAAGCUCAAGGACUGAUGCAGUUUCUGCUAGAUGAUCAACAAGCUAGCUUGUCAUAGGUUUGAGUUUCACAAUUAAUCGAUAAUGAGUAACAGCUACUAGAUUAGGUAGCUAGAAGUGCACAAUUUGGUUUUUCCUUUCCCCAUUGUGUGAUUUAUCAUUGUACUGGUCACUAUGGCAACACAUAGGAUAGCUCCAAGUGUAUCACCUUAUGAUUACGAAUAUUAGCUCAGGUUCAGGACAUAAUAGAUUUAGAAAGAAAGCUAUUUGUAUUGAUCAUUGUACUUGGGAUCCAUCACAACAUCUGAAUGUGUUAUGAAAUAUGGUCUGAAUCAAUUUCAAGUUGAAAAAGAAAAAGGAAAAAAAUUAAUAUCA